Messenger RNA from Gongylonema pulchrum, 744 nucleotides. Lineage: Eukaryota; Metazoa; Nematoda; Chromadorea; Rhabditida; Gongylonematidae. The record is from the annotation of a GenBank genome assembly.
AUGUCUGAAAUAGAGAAACUGUUCAAACGAAUUGAACAGGAUACGAAUGGCCAGCUGGAUAUACUCGUCAACAAUGCUUUUUCGGCCAUAAAAGCAAUAACGGAUGUAGAUGGCCGGAAAUUCUGGGAAAUGGAACCCGAACUUUGGGACCAGGUGAAUGAUGUCGGUCUUCGUAAUCACUAUUACUGCAGUGUAUAUGCAGCACGCAUGAUGGCCAAACGUCAGACAGGAAUCAUUAUUAAUAUAAGCUCUGCCGGAGGUCUGUUUUAUCUUUUUACGGUUCCAUAUGGAGUCGGUAAGGCAGCGAUGGAUCGUAUGGCAUCCGAUAUGGCAGCUGAGCUGCGCAGCCGAGGAGUCACUGUGGUAUCGCUUUGGCCAGGAGUCGUUCGCACCGAGCUAGUUGAGAAAGCAGCAGAAAGUGGUGUAUUCGAAAAGGGCGGCGACAAAAUAACGCGAAGCAUUGGAAAACUGAUCAAAGAUGGUGAAACACCAGAAUUUGCUGGGAAAGCAGUUGUUACUCUGGCAACAGAUCCAAACGUGAUGAAGAAAACUGGCAGAAUAUUAAUAGCAGCUGAUCUGGGGAUCGAUUACAAGUUUCAGGAUAUUGACGGACGUCAGCCAGAAAGUUUGCGUGGAUUAAAAAUGCUUCUUAGCCAUGUGGGCCGAGCUGACAUCGGCGCAUAUUUCCCAGCAUGGUUGCGUGUUCCUGGCUGGCUGAUUACUGCUAUCAAAAGCCGUCUGUAA